GACGACAUCGUUCAUCCACGCCAACUUUUCCGAGGAUUUUACCAGGCCCUCUGACGAGGAAAACGAGGCAAAGAGGGGCUGGUCACCAGGCUAUGCUCGGCGCGUCUAUCAUGGACUUCACAGAGCUCUACAAGCACACGUCCUCGCUCGUUGCGUUCAGCCCCGGCGCGCACUUCAUCAUCACGGGCGUGCAGGACAGACUCGUCGUCCGACGCGCAGACUCGUUUCAGAUCACCCGCAACUGGCAGAUAGACGCGUCGCCCUCACCAACCGAGGUUGCCCUCGCGCCGAAAGCGGGCGCGUCGUCGGCGAAAGCCAAAACCAAUACUCCUGGCAAGGACCCUUCACACUGGAUCACGCACGUUGCCUGGUCCUGCGAUUCUGAAUUCGUACUUGCUGCCUGUGCAAAGGCGGGCGUCGUGCACGUCUUCAAGCUGCGUGAUGAGGAUUGGUCCGCCAGGAUAGACGCGGGCGCCGAAGGUCUCGUCAAGGCCGAGUGGGCGCCAGAUGGCCGCAAUAUUCUUUGUUUCUCGGACUGGAAUCUCAGAGUAACCAUUUGGUCUUUGGUGACGGGAUCGUCAAUUUACAUCCAGUACCCCCUUCAUCCUGAAAAAGGUUACGCCUUCCGCCGAGACGGCAGAUAUCUCGCCCUUGUCGAGCGACUGAAGUCUAAGGAUACGCUAGGCCUCUACGAUGCCUCUAACGCCUUCAAGUUGGUCCGUCACUUCCCCUUGCCCACCUCCUCCUUGUCGCUUAUGGCCCUAUCCCCACGGGGAACGCAUGUAGCCAUCUGUGAAGGGCCGCUCGAGUACAAGCUCUACAUCGUCUCGGUUGCCACAGGCGCGACACUUGCAACGUUCACGCCGGAUACGGAUCCGGGCUUAGGAAUCCGUCACAUAAAAUGGCACCCAGACGGCUCUUUUCUUCUGGUUGGGGGCUGGGACGACCGAAUACACAUCCUCGACGGUCUCAGCUUUUCGCCCAUUGCGGCCCUCGACCUCUCCACCAGGAUCCCAUCUUCCGUCGCAAUAUGGCGCGAGCCCUCGAGGUGGCUAGAGGCGACGGAGGGACGUGGGUUCCUGGCGUAUGAGCGCGUCCAUAGCGCGCAAUCUCUAUCUGUGGCGCGGCCUGAUCAUGCGAAGCCUCCGCCCAAGAGCGGGCCUGUGCAGAUCGAGUUCAACCAGAAUGGAUCGCUGUUGCUGCUACGAUUCGAAAACGUGCCGAACGUGAUUUUCAUCUACGACUUUCCCUCGGACGGCGCGCCGCUCCUGCAGCCGAAGCUGCAGACCGUUAUCAUGAACAGCAAGCCCAUCCUACACGCGCGGUGGAAUCCCAUCCGUGCGGGCCGGCUCGCUUUCUGCACGGGCGAGCGCAGCAUCUAUCACUGGAGCGACGAAUGGGUGGGCGACGAUGCGCAGGCCGACUCGGAGGGAAUGACCGAAUGUGUCGGGGUGCCAGCGCAGAAAUUUGAGACGCGCAACUUGUAUUGGGCGCCUGAUGGGAAAGGGCUUGUGUUACUUGAUAAGGACACGUUCUGCUGUGCGUUUGAGGUUGAGGAAGAGAAUGCUUGAUGACGCUGUGGUCCCUGUGCAUUGUAUACUUUUUGUCAUCUCGCUGGUAUAUGCUCUUUGUGUCGUCGUUGUUUUUGAUAGACGUGUCAAGCCGUGGCCGUGAGGGCUCGCGACCCAUCGUCCUUUGCUUGUAAAUCACCUCCGUAUCAGAGCUCGUUAAACUUGCGA
This is a messenger RNA of Schizophyllum commune H4-8, 1739 nucleotides long. RefSeq names its product YVTN repeat-like/Quino protein amine dehydrogenase. Gene Ontology annotation, biological process: mitotic sister chromatid segregation; microtubule anchoring at mitotic spindle pole body; protein localization to mitotic spindle pole body. Gene Ontology annotation, cellular component: mitotic spindle; MWP complex; microtubule organizing center. Lineage: Eukaryota; Fungi; Basidiomycota; Agaricomycetes; Agaricales; Schizophyllaceae. Gene Ontology annotation, molecular function: protein binding. The transcript is spliced from 11 exons. Bases 111 to 1571 code for a protein of 486 amino acids. The record is from RefSeq and is a predicted model, not a curated record.